UGUGUGUUUUUGUGUGUUCAUGAAGAUGUUGAUGAUGGAUCAAAAAGAUGGCCGAUGGCCAUUAUAAAAGCCAUGGACAUCAAAAUUUUUACUCAUUUUUUUCCACUGUUUCAUCACCGUAAAACACACACAUUAUAUUCGUUAAAAAAAUGAUGCUCAAGAUUGUCAUCUUAUCUGCCAUAGUUGCCUUAGCUAAUGCUGGUAACAAAAUCAAAUAUAAUGCAUUGACCAUCGGUGAUACAUUGGCACAUCCUGAAAUGGAAUUUGAACUUGGUGAUCCAAAACCAUAUGAUUGGAAAAAUGAACCAACACCAAAACCAUAUGUGAAUGAAUUUAAAAUUGCACAACCACUUGAUGAUGCUGCUCGUCAUGCUGAACCAGAAAUUCCACAACCACCGCAACCAUUUUCAUUUGGUUUCUCAUCAAUGGCCAAUGAUGGUACACAAUCACGGCAAGAAACACAAGAUGCUUCGGGUAAAGUUACCGGUUCAUAUACUAUUGUCGAUGCUAAUGGUGCACAACGUAUUGUUGAAUAUUAUGCUGAUGAUACUGGUUUCCAUGCUAAUAUCAAAUCCAAUGAACCUGGUAUUGAACAAGGUGAACGUGCUGGUGCUACUUAUGAAAAAUUAUAAAGAAAAUAUAAUUUUUAUUAUAAAUAGAAUUUCUAACUAAAAAAAAAAAAAAAUUCAA
Molecule: messenger RNA, 690 nt
Organism: Dermatophagoides farinae (American house dust mite)
Lineage: Eukaryota; Metazoa; Arthropoda; Arachnida; Sarcoptiformes; Pyroglyphidae
Cellular component (GO): chitin-based extracellular matrix
Molecular function (GO): structural constituent of chitin-based larval cuticle
Source: RefSeq, a predicted model, not a curated record